Salmo salar (Atlantic salmon) is the source of this 4279-nucleotide messenger RNA. The record is from RefSeq and is a predicted model, not a curated record. Lineage: Eukaryota; Metazoa; Chordata; Actinopteri; Salmoniformes; Salmonidae.
AUCUGAUUUUAAACCUUAAUCCUAACCUGAACUACACUGCUAACCUUAUGCCUAACCCUGACCUUAAAUGAAGACGAAAAAGCAUAUUAUAUACGUUUUGGAAAUGUUGACUUUGUGGCUGUAAAACCUGACUUUGUGGCUGAGUUAUCUAGUGGAAACCUAACAGCACUGGUAGCAGACCAGUGGUAGUAGUCAACUCAACUCACACGUCUUAUGUUGAAGUUUGAUGAGGAAGGCGGCGUACUAACUCAUGGAUUGAAUUGAAUUGUAGUUUUUGGUGUUUCAAAAUUGUUUUUACUCUUAGUGGAACGUUGCAUAUCGAGCAGGUAAGGAGGGAUCAAUCAAGGAAAAGGAUUAAAUCACCCUCUUCAAUAACUGAUUUUCAACACUAAUCAAAGAACAUUUCCGUGACACCUUGCAGGUACAAAAUGGAGGUGAUGAUGAAGCAAUAAUGAUGAGACCAUGAUCUGUUCCUGAUCCUUGGUCCAUCUAAUUCCUUUCCACUAAAGAUGGAGUCAGCAGUCACUCCACCACCUCCUCCUCCUCCACCACCCCCCCCUCGCCCUCCCACCUCCUCCUCCACCACCCCCCCUCGCCCCCCCACCUCCUCCCCCUGGUCCCCCUCCCCCCCCCCUGGUCCCCCGCCUCCCCCUGGCCCCCCUCCCCCUGGCCCCCCUCCUCCCCCUGGCAUGGGCUUCGGGCUAUCCAGAGGCCUCCAGCGCAGCGGCUCCAAGAUGCGUAACUUCAACUGGGAUGCAAUCCCCAAACACGUGGUGGUGGGCAAACACAACAUCUGGACGGAAGAGAAGACCCUAGGAGAGUAUGAGCUGGACACUCAGAGGAUUGAGGAGCUGUUCAGUCACAGCCAACAUCAGGGACAGGGACAGGUACAGAAGGCUCUGAACAGACAGAGUCUCAGAGGCAAGCCAACCAACGGUCAGGGCACAGAAGUGGUAUCUAUACUGAACUCCAAGAGGAGCAUGAACGUUGGGAUCUUCCUGAAACAGUUCAAGAGGCCAGUGGGAGACAUGAUCAACGACAUCAGUUCAGGAAACGGCCUGAAAUUUGGGACAGGUAAACUGAAGGAGCUGUGUAAGCUGCUGCCAGAGAAAGAAGAGGUGAAGCAGCUAGUUGGGUUUAAAGGGGACCAGUCAGCUCUUCCUGAAGCAGACCUGUUUAUGGUGUUACUUAUCAAGGUUCCCAGUUAUGAGGAGCGCCUCAACAGUUUGGUUCUCAAAGAAGAGUUUUUCCCGCUCAUGGAUGAAAUGAAACAAUCCAUCGCCACCAUGAUCACAGCUGGAAAAGAGCUGUUAGAGUGUGACGAUCUACACUCUGUGAUCCGCCUGGUGCUGAAGACGGGAAACUACAUGAAUGCUGGUGGCUAUGCUGGCAGUGCCAUUGGCUUCAGGAUGGCAUCGCUACUGAAACUAGUGGACACAAGGGCCAACAAACCAGGCAUGAACCUCAUGCACUAUGUAGUCAUGCAAGCUCAGAAGGUUGAUGUGGCCAUGCUGAAAUUCCCAGACAAACUCACACACAUCGCUGAUGCAGCAAGGAUCCAUAAGGAGGACAUAGAGAGUGAGUUUCAGAGAGAGGUGAAGAAAGUAAAGGAGGCGAAGGAGGAGGCGCAGAAACAGGAGGAGCUAUGGGCUCAGAUGGAGGACUUUCUCAAGGAAGCAGAGUGUCGUCUGGCUGAGACUGAGCUCUCUCUGCAGUCGCUGGGUUCAGUCAGUGACUUGGUGUCUGAGUACUUCUGUGAAGACCCCAGCAAGUUCAGACUGGAUGAAUGCUGCUCCAUCUUCAACUCUUUCUGUGCAAAGUUCCUGAGGGCCAUCCAGGAGAACCGUGAUCGUGAGGUGGCGGAUAUAAAGAGGAGAACCAGAGACAGACUGCUGAGUGAUGCUAAUGCUGCUAAACGCCGUUCCACCGCCACCUGCUCCAUACGGGACAAGGACAUGGAGGGUGUGGCCCUGGAGUCCGUACUACAGAAGUUCCUGACCAAUCAUGUGUCCCAAAGGAGAAAAGGCAAGGGCACACCCUCCUGCACCAGUAGCAGCCUAUCAAAGGUCCCCAUUCAAGCAAACCUCCCCUCGGCAGAACAGGGAAACCAAGGUUCUGUUAAGGCCACAGAGGUGUGUAAGGAGAAUGAGUGGAACUCGGCCAGAGACCUGACUGGGACCUCUCAGAGCGACCAGAAGGACCAGUCCCACAGCAAGAAGAACUGGAAAGAGAACAUGGUUCCAAAUCCAGAGGAGACACAGCAAAACCCUAAGAAACCAGAGCAGAACCACAGAGGUUCUAGUUCUGGUUCUACACAGCCUACCAGGAGAACCGGUAGCAGCAGCUCCUCCACAGGUAGACCCAUCUCAGUGACGAUGAAGGACAAGGAGGAAGAGGAGGAGGAGGGAAAUGAGGAAGAAGCCCAGAAGUUGCGUGAAGUGUCCAGGAAGGUUCUGAGGUAUCAGAGCAGCCGUGGUAGUCUUUCGUCUGGGGAGUACGGCCUGGAGCAGCAGAAGUCUCCUAAUGCCACCAAUAAUAAUAAUAACACCUCCACAAGAUCACCCAACGCUACGAACACUAAUGCUAUAUCCUCCCCCAUCUCCACCAUCACCUCCACCUCCCCUCACCAGGUGACCUUCCAAGAGGACAGACAGCGGCUGCUGGGGGAUGCAUGUAGAGGCAGCGAGAGUCUGGCUAGAUACCUCCUCAACCCUCACCUCUCCCCCAAGGGAAUACUCACCCGCAGACACACCUUCACCCUCCUCCCAAAAGCCCCUCCUACUGAGGAAGAGGAGGAGGAUGAUCUGUUCACUUUUCCUACUACUCCUACUCUGGGGGUCAUAGGGAGGAUGAAGUCAGUAGACACUGGUCUGAUGUCCCCGAAACACAGAGCCUCUGGAGAACCUAACCUCACCAAACUCCCUGGCCACUCUGAGAAGUCUUGUGUCCAAGACCUGGUGUCUAAGAGCCCCAUGUCAAAACACAACGUCUUGGCAACAAGUCUCAACAUCCCCAGGGACUCUGAAAACAGAGGCUUGGUGGUACCCACCACCCCUCGCCACUGUGAGACAUCUGGUGUCCAGCAGGACAAGGUGUCCAACAUCUUGUCAGCAGCAGAGAGACCUACACACGUAGAGCUAGGAGAGCUGAACCAGGACAAGAGCUCCUCUAUAGUCAAGACAAAACCUCCCCCCUUACACCUAGAACUCAACCACAACCAGGAUGAGGAGAUAAAGGAGUUUUCUCCCACCCCUCUCCAGACACUCGUCUCCCAGAAACCCAAGCAGGCUGACCCUCCUCAGAGCCCCAAACACAAUAUGGAUAACCCUGCUAAGAGCCCGAAGCCCAAACCUUCAGAGAGCAAUGGAUUCAUGUCUUUCUUUAAACGCCUGAGAGAGAGGAGCAGGCCAAUGUGAGGAACCUGGUGUCCAAGACCGGGUGUCCAAGAGUGUCAGCAGAGAGACCUACACACAUAGAGCUGAACCAGGAGAAGUGGACAAAGGAGUCUGUCCUGGACAAGCCCUGAGCCCAAACCAGAUGGCUAUGGAUUCAUGUCUUUCUUUGAACAACUGGGAAAGAAGAGCAAGCCUUGCUAACAACAAGGAUAUAGACUCUAGAGGUGCUCUAGACUCGUGAUUCAUCUAUUUAUUCAGAUCCAGACUACUCAGACAGAUGUUACAUUGCCCUAUGGACUAUUGAAUAUAUUUAUAUCCAUCCAUUGAUUUUAUAAAGGUUUAAUUCAAGGGAACUGUUGAAGUGGAUUUGUAGUGUAAAAUAAUGAUCUGUUGGGACUGGGAGAAUGUGUCCAAAAGACAAAUGUAACUUUAUACCACUAGGUGGCAGAGUGCAACAACGCCACAUGAAGCGUGCUGUUGGCCACCAACAAAUCACUGUUUAGUUGUUGUGCCACCUCAUAUUCCAACACAGAAGACCAUGACACUUAUUGUAAUAUUGUUGCCAUUGUCUUUAAUAAUAGUGAUAUAUUUACAUCAGUAUUCUUCUGACUAAAUAAAACCACUGUUGAGUGGAAUGGACCCAAUGUGAUCUUUACCUUGGAAAAUACUGGAACUAUCUUUGCCAUAUACAGUACUAUUAAAUUAUAUUUGCCGGAGGAUAUACUGUAGAAAUUACAUUAAAUGACAGGCGAGGGCCUGUAAAGACAAAUACACAGUAUUAAGAUCAAAGAAUUUCAUGGACAAAUCUGUUUAAUAAUAAAAGUGUUUUGCAUUACAUUUAUCACAUCAUUUCAAAUUUGUAUUAAAGUGCUCCUCUCCUUAAA